UUGCGCCUGCGCAUCUCGCUUGGUGGAUUACAGUGACUCUGUGCGACUCUGUGUGACUCUGUGCAACCCUGUGCUUACCUGUGUGACUCUGUGCAACCCUGUGUGGAUUAUGUGACUACCUGCUGAAGGGGCCGAUUGAAUGACGUUAUGUCUGAAAACUCGGGAGCAGCAGUAUCAAGGGCGUCGACACCACGCCCUACAGAGAGCCCCGUAAAUCCUCCCCUAAGAUCAAGACACGACCAAUUCCUAGCUAGCUCUGCUGAACGAGCGCAAAGACCAGUAUCCAAUGGACGCGCACCGAGCGGCAGCUUCGAGCCUCCUCUACCAUACCGCCAAAUACCAAGCGGUCCCCUCCUUAGUUCCUCACAUAGGGAAUCUUCUGCCUUUGUCCCUGUAGUUCCUACUAGAGCUAUGCAUCCAGUUAUGUAUUCUGGUGACAUGCAUCCGUCGAUGAUGCCCUCCGAAAUCAUGGAAAGAGAAAGAAUGCUAGAGAGGGAUCGAUCUGAACCCGCAAAGGGAUCCCCCGAUCGAGCAUCAGGUAAUUUUGGAAAGAGAAAUUCCUUUGACCUUAUGGCUAUGAUGGUCGAGAAGAGAAAAGAGGUGGUCCUACGGGAAGCGGCAGCGGCGAUGCUCAUGCCGCAUCAUCGGACGCCGUCAAUGGAUGGAAUGAUGCCCGAAGGCCCAUCUCAACCUCCAAUCUAUGGUCCACCCGGGGCAUUCCUGGCAGCUCCUGGACCGUCUCCGAAUGCUGCUAACAGCUAUUCUUUUCCUGGUGCUGGCUUAUUUCCACCCGGAGCUGGUCCACAUCAGAUGCACAUAGACCGAAGGCUGCUACGAGCUCCAGGCCGAGCUUCGAGGCCGAAGAAGCAGUUUAUCUGUAAAUUUUGUAACCGCCAGUUCACGAAGUCCUACAAUCUGCUUAUCCACGAAAGGACCCAUACAGACGAGCGUCCGUAUUCCUGUGACAUCUGUGGAAAGGCGUUUAGGAGACAGGAUCACCUGAGAGAUCACAGGUACAUUCACUCCAAGGAGAAGCCGUUCAAGUGCACAGAAUGUGGAAAAGGAUUUUGCCAGUCGAGGACGCUGGCCGUUCACAAGAUCCUGCACAUGGAGGAAUCCCCUCAUAAGUGCCCAGUCUGUAGCAGAAGCUUUAAUCAGCGGUCCAAUCUUAAGACCCACCUCCUCACUCAUACGGACCAUAAGCCGUAUGAGUGCAAUUCGUGUGGCAAGGUAUUCAGAAGAAAUUGCGAUUUACGACGGCAUGCCCUAACCCAUGCUGUCGGAGACAUACCACCAGGUGAUGUACUCGAUGUUGGAGAAGAAGAUAUAGGUCGACCGGGGUCGCCGAUAGAGCCAGGAUUUGACGACGAGGACGCUGAACUAUCCUCCCCAGACCAUUCCCCAGUUCGACGAGCUCGAUCGUCGUCUAUCGAAAGCAUUGGUAGAGAGAAAAGUGAGGAGAGACCUAAAGCAGCUUCGCCCUCUCCGGUUGAACGCACACACUGUCAUCACAAUGAGCCACGAGACAGAGCGAGCCCAUAUACAAUGCGUCCACAGCAACAUGACAAACAUCGUCCACAAGAUGUUUACGAGAAACGACGUUACACCUCUGAGGAGAUCAUCGAGAAGGAGAUGCGCUACACCGAAUUACCUGAACAUCCGAUGAGACAUCCGCAAUUACAAAUUCGGAGAGACCUCCAUCCGACGAUGCCACCGGAUCCCUCUAAAAUGAAUCAAAUGGCGAGCCCACCGAUAGAUCCGGGGCCUUCUGGAAUGUUCCUUAGUUCCUUCAGAAAACGCAGCCAUCCACCCGAUAUUGAAAACGUAAGAUCCUGCACUGCAGUUUAUAGGAGUCGCUCCCCUGAGCCGACUAACUUGACUAUGCCUCGGCAGCCUUUGAGCACCCCAGAAGUGAUGGUAAAUAUGCCGCCGAAUCUCCUAAACAUGCCGGGCUACCACAAGUUCGGUCUUCCUUUGCCCCCGCCACAUCCUCAAAUGCCUUACGGUCCUAUACACCAUCCUAUACUGGGCCCGCAACAGACGGUAGCCCAGGACCUGAUAGUUAAACACGUUCCUCCUAAAGAUACAACACCGGGCACAUCCACAAGUGUCACAAACUGUAAAGAUAUACCACCGGUGGUGAAAGAAAACGUAGCGAUAGAUUCGACCGUGAUCGCUAAUGGAAUCAAGAACAUCGUUGGUAUACAACCGAAUUUGAAUCCGAAGCCGGGAACGAGUCAGACAAGCGGCCCUAAAAAAGGUUUUAGCAUAGAGGAUAUAAUGAGGCGUUAGAGACACGUUAUAGCACAUGAGUACGGAAUUAUGUACCGCGGUUGUGGUGCUGGUGCAAUGUAAAUAUUGUUGCGGCUCUGUCGUUAGCAGUUUAAAACUUUAUGACAAGUAUUACUAGUGCAAGAUUAAAGUAAGCCCUAGAAUUAUGUUUGUAUUUCGGUGGAUUUGGUUUUCGCAAAGAUCUCAUAAGGUUUGUUUGUGCAGUGUUUUGUUACUUUCGAAAUUUAAAAAUAGUUUAACGAUGUUAGGACGUAGUGUCACGCUACUGCAAAAUUGAUUUUAUUUGUUUAUCGAUUCUAUUAGAUAAAUGCGAUUGAUUGAAGAAAUAUGAAUGUGUUAUUUAUUUUUUUAAUUGAUUGUCAAGG
Messenger RNA from Aricia agestis (brown argus), 2657 nucleotides. RefSeq names its product protein bowel (gene bowl). Gene Ontology annotation, biological process: regulation of transcription by RNA polymerase II; embryonic hindgut morphogenesis; embryonic pattern specification. The record is from RefSeq and is a predicted model, not a curated record. Gene Ontology annotation, molecular function: RNA polymerase II transcription regulatory region sequence-specific DNA binding; DNA-binding transcription factor activity, RNA polymerase II-specific. Bases 148 to 2292 code for a protein of 714 amino acids. Gene Ontology annotation, cellular component: nucleus. Lineage: Eukaryota; Metazoa; Arthropoda; Insecta; Lepidoptera; Lycaenidae. The transcript has 3 exons.